Molecule: messenger RNA, 498 nt
Organism: Caenorhabditis bovis
Lineage: Eukaryota; Metazoa; Nematoda; Chromadorea; Rhabditida; Rhabditidae
Source: the annotation of a GenBank genome assembly
AUGCCACCAAAGUUCGACCCAACUGAGAUUAAAAUUGUCUACCUUCGUUGUGUUGGAGGAGAAGUUGGAGCCACUUCCGCUCUCGCCCCAAAGGUCGGACCGCUGGGAUUGUCGCCAAAGAAGAUUGGAGAAGACAUCGCUAAGGCCACCCAGGACUGGAAGGGCCUUAAGGUCACUUGCAAGCUCACCAUUCAGAACCGUGUUGCUAAAAUUGAUGUCGUCCCAUCCGCUGCUUCGCUCAUCGUUAAGGAGCUCAAGGAGCCACCACGUGACCGCAAGAAGGUUAAGAACGUGAAACAUAAUGGAGACUUGACGAUUGACACCAUCAUAAAGAUUGCUAGAAUCAUGAGACCACGCUCAAUGGCAAAGAAGCUCGAAGGAACCGUCAAGGAGAUCCUCGGAACCGCUCAAUCGGUUGGAUGCACCAUUGACGGACAGCACCCACACGAUGUAAUUGAAUCCAUCGCCAACGGAGAAGUUGAGAUCCCGUCCGAGUGA